This is a messenger RNA of Branchiostoma belcheri (Belcher's lancelet), 3567 nucleotides long. Its product is annotated as kinesin-associated protein 3-like. Gene Ontology annotation, cellular component: axoneme; ciliary transition zone; kinesin II complex. Gene Ontology annotation, biological process: microtubule-based movement; cilium organization. Lineage: Eukaryota; Metazoa; Chordata; Leptocardii; Amphioxiformes; Branchiostomatidae. The record is from RefSeq and is a predicted model, not a curated record. Gene Ontology annotation, molecular function: kinesin binding.
GUGAAAGGAGGAGGGAUAGAUGUCCACCCUACAGAGAAGGCCCUGAUCGUGAACUAUGAGGUAGAAGCUACAAUUCUGGGAGAGCUGGGAGAUCCCAUGCUGGGGGAGAGGAAGGAGUGCCAGAAAGUGAUCAAGGUCAAACACCUGAACCAGAACAGCAACAUCGCGCUGCUGGCGCGGGAAAUCGUGGAGAAGUGUAAACUGAUCCACCCCAGCAAGCUGCCCGAAGUCGAACAGCUGCUGUACUAUCUACAAAACAGGAAGGACGCACCCCUCUCCUCAGCUGACAAGAAGGGGUCAUCGACCUUCACAGGACAGCUGAAGGACCCGCCGCCCUUCGACGGCAUGGAGGUUGACGAGGUGGCGAACAUUAACGACCUUGAUGACUACAUGGAGCUGUUGUACGAGGAUGUCCCUAAGAAAGUCCGAGGUUCUGCACUAAUUCUGCAACUGUCCCGUAACCCUGACAACCUUGAAGAACUGGUGCAGAAUGAGAACAUCCUGAGUGCGUUGGCACGGGUUCUGCGGGAAGACUGGAAACGGAGCACGGAGCUCGCCACAAACAUCAUCUACGUCUUCUUCUGCUUCUCCAGCUUCUCACAGUUUCACCCGGUUAUCUCACAUUAUAAGAUCGGAGCUUUGUGUAUGGACAUCAUCAGACAGGAGCUGGAUAAACAUGACUUGUGGAAAUCUGAACUCGAGAAAAAGAAGAAAAUACUGGAAGAAAAGCCCGACAGCAGCUCGACUAAGAAGGACUACGAGAAGAGUCUGAAGAAGUUUGAGAGUCUCGUGAAGAAACAGGAACAGCUGAUGAGAGUGUCGUUCUACAUGUUAUUGAACCUGGCAGAAGACUACAAAGUGGAGAUGAAGAUGAGAAACAAGUCCAUCAUUCCGGUACUGAUUCGGACCCUGGACAGGGACAACUUUGAGCUGCUGAUCCUUGUCGUGUCUUUCCUGAAGAAGCUCAGUAUCUAUGUGGAGAAUAAGAACGACAUGGCGGAGCAGGAAGUGGUGGAGAAACUGGCCAGACUCAUUCCCUGUGAUCACGAGGACCUGUUGAAUAUCACCCUGCGUCUGCUGCUGAAUCUGUCCUUCGACACGGACAUGAGAGGAAAGAUCGUCAAAGUCGGCCUCCUGCCCAAACUCACGGCACUCAUCAAUAAUGAGAACCACCGAGUGGUUGUCCUGUGUAUCCUGUACCACAUCAGUAUGGACGACCGCUGCAAGUCCAUGUUCACUUACACAGACUGCAUUCCUGUGGUGAUGAAGAUGGUUCUGGAGUGCCCAGACAAACAGGUAGACCUGGAGCUGGUUGCCCUGUGUAUAAACCUGUAUUAUCUCCUGUAUUAUCUCACCUGUUGUCUCACCUGUUGUCUCACCUGUUCCCAGGUGAUGAAGAUGGUUCUGGAGUGCCCAGACAAGCAGGUAGACCUAGAGCUGGUUGCCCUGUGUAUAAACCUGGCCAUUAACAAGCGAAACGCCCAGCUGGUGUGCGAGGGCAGCGGCCUGAAGCUGCUCAUGAAGAGAGCCUUCAAGACAAAGGACCCGCUUCUCAUGAAGAUGGUCCGAAACAUCUCCCAGCACGACGGGCCAACCAAGGGCAUGUUUGUGGAGUAUGUGGCUGAUUUGGCCAACGCCAUUAAGAACUGUGAGGACGACGACUUCGUGAUCGAGUGCCUGGGCAUCCUGGGUAAUCUGACCAUCCCUGACCUGAACUAUGAACUCCUGCUGCAGGAGUACGACCUUGUGACCUUCAUCAAGGACAAACUCAAACCUGGGAAUGCAGAGGACGACGUUGUGUUAGAAACAGUGAUACUGGUGGGAACAGUGUCCACAGAUGAAGACUGUGCCGCCAUGUUGUCCAAGGCCGGAGUCAUCCAACAACUCAUUGACCUGCUGAAUGCUAAACAAGAAGACGAUGAGGUUGUUCUGCAGAUUGUGUACGUGUUCUACCAGAUGAUUUUCCACGAGGCGACGCGAGAGGUCAUCAUUAAGGACACACAAGCCUCAGCGUACCUGAUUGACCUGAUGCACGAUAAGAACGCAGAGAUCAGGAAGGUUUGCGACAACACACUGGACAUUAUCGCGGAGAAUGAUGAGGAGUGGGGUAAGAAGAUAAAACUUGAGAAGUUCCGGUGGCACAACUCCCAGUGGCUGGAGAUGGUGGAGUCCAGGCAGAUGGACGACUCUGAUGCUCUGAUGUACGGAGACGACGGCUUUGGGCCGUACCUGCACGAGGAGGACAUACUGGACAGGCCGGACCUGUUUUACACACAUGCAGAUGCAGACGGGAUGAUCCUCCAUGACGGAAACGUGAGUCCGUCAGACCUGCUCGACGACUACGGCAUGCAGAACGGAAUGGGGCAUCCUGGGUACGGGAGGUACGACCCAGGAUACGACGGUCCGUACUUCAUGAUGAACGGGCAGCCUGUGGACGAGUUUGGCCGUCCGGCGUACCCGUACGAGGUGCCUGUGGAUCCGUACGGCCGUCCGAUAACACCGGGCGAUAUGGAGGGGGAACACCCGGGAUACGGGUACAGAUAGGGGAGUAUUAACUAAACCAUUACAACAUUACAGCUGUAAUAGUAAAGGAUGCAACAAGCGUACAAAAUGUAAUGAGUCGGUAACAAAUUUGUUGUCGUAUUUCAGUCAUCUGUUAUUCACUAUGUACAAAUGGUAGGAAUAUUCUCAUCCAAAUGUUCCUUACACUGGGAUACUGGUAAAGAUAUAGGGCAGGGCAACUGAUUCAACACAAUGAACAAUGUUUCAAAAAGUAAGCUAACAACAUCAUUAGAGAUGUGAAGACGAUAACAAGACAAAUCAGUUGAUUUGGUUACCGUAAUAAACUUUUAAUGCAAAGUAAAACAGCUGUAAGACUAGGAGACACAAGACUGUCACUUACAAUGAAUCCAAUAACAAGUUUAAAAAGGUAUUUUUAAUUAAGAUAAGUUGGUAACAACUUUGUUGCUCACUUUCAAGAUUUAACAUAAGUCACGCCCAAAGCAUGCCGCACAUCAAAUAUUAUGACAACACAAUUUACACUUAAUCCUGCUGAUAUACAUGUACAAUAGCAUAGACUAUUCUGGAGUCACAGAAAAUUUGUUAAGUGUUCUUUGAAGGGCAAUUGCCUAAGCUAUCAUUUGUGAUGUGUUUUUGUACCUGUACUUAGGGCUGAAAAAGUAUUGUUAAUUGAGAUAAGUUGGUAACAAAUUUGUUGCUCACUUUCAAGACUUAACAUCAGUCACGUCCAAAGCAUGCCGCACAUCAAAUAUUAUGACAACACAAUUUACACUUAUCCUUCUUAUAUACAUGUACAUGAGAGCAUAGACUAUUCUGGAGUCACAGAAAAUUUGUUAAGUUUCCUUUGAAGGGCAAAUGCCUAUGCUAUCAAUUGUGAUGUGUUUUUUACCUGUACUUAGGGCUGUGUUUGUGAAGUGAAUUAAAAAAAGGAAGCCAAUAUAUGCCUAAAACACUGCUGUAGGGGCUGUUGGUUUGUUUCUGUUGUCUGUUAAGACCCAAGGCUAUUCAUUGGAUCAACUAGCAGUAAUGACAUCUGAAAUAAAACUC